Molecule: messenger RNA, 873 nt
Organism: Plasmodium adleri (nom. inval.)
Lineage: Eukaryota; Apicomplexa; Aconoidasida; Haemosporida; Plasmodiidae
Product: conserved Plasmodium protein, unknown function
Exons: 1
Coding region: 1-873 (290 amino acids)
Biological process (GO): proteasome-mediated ubiquitin-dependent protein catabolic process
Molecular function (GO): endopeptidase inhibitor activity; proteasome binding
Source: RefSeq, a predicted model, not a curated record
AUGUAUGAUCAUAAAACGUUUAAGGAUUUGUUGCAAUUCUAUGAUAACCUGGAAAAGGAAGAAGUGUUGGUUUUAUUUUUCCACAGUACCUUGUUAGAUAAUAAUUAUAUAUAUGAAUUGAAGAGUGAGAAGAAAAUUGUUUUUUCAGAAAAUGAAAAUCUUGAAAUAAAUGAUUCAUAUGUAAAAUAUAAAAUUGAUAAGAGGAAUAAUGAUUUCCUUAUAACAAGAAUAUUAAUCCAUCCAGAAUGGAGAAAUAAUAAUCAUAAUUAUAAUUUUACAUAUAAACAAAUACAAACAUCUGAUACAUAUAAUUUAAAUAUAUUAAAAAUUGGGAACUCUUUAGUUAUACAACUAAUAGAUAUAGAAGAUCCAUCAUCUAUUCAUUCAUGUACGAUUAAUAUUCAUGAGUAUAUCAAUAAAAAUAUGCCAGACAAAUAUAUUCAUAUAAAUAAUUUUAAUCAAUAUAUUUAUAUAGACAAAUUACAAAAAAUAUUUCAAACAAAUAUUUUGAAUUAUAUGAAUCGAAAAAAUAAAAACAAAGAAACAAAUCAUAUAAAUAUAAAUAAUAUUAAUACAUGUCAAACACAAGAUAUUACAAUAAAAACACAUACGAAUAAUUUUGAUAAAAAUUAUUUACUACAUAAUUUUAAUGAUACUUAUUUUGAUGAUAAAAAUCCUCCCAUUCUAACAAAUACUAAUUUGCCAAGUAUCAACCAACCACAUCCAAUUUUAAAACCUGAUGGUCUUUUAGUUGGACCAAAUAAUAAAUUUUUUAAUCCGGCAAAAUUAAGAUAUGACCCUAUGGGCCCUUUUGGAAAUGAACCAAAUUCUGACAAUAGACCUUUCGAAUUUCAAAAUAAUUUCCCCUUCUAA